GUGAACUGAGGGAGCGUCAGCCUCAGCGGAGUCAGUGAAUCACCUCAUCAGCCCGGGCAGAGCGGCAGUCGCUCCGCGGAGAGGACACGCAGCUGCUCGGUCUCAGAGCCUUUUACGCACCAGGGGAGCUACCUGAAAACGCAGAUGCUGGCAUCGUGAGAAGGGGGACUCACCAGUUUUUUCCCCUAAAUCCCCCUGGAAUAUUCUUUCUGACUGCUGGCAACACGUUUGAAAUUACCAGUUACAACCCGGAGGACAUUUCCUGAGUAGAAUGAAGGGAUUUACACCUUUAUUCAGCAUGAUCCUUGUUGCGCUGCUUGUCGCCACUGUCUCUGCGACCAAGUUAAAUGUGCCGCGGCUGAGACUGUCAUACAAAGACCUGCUGUCCACCAACAGGUCGUCUAUCUUCAGCGGUCAUCACGGCCAGCUGUCUCUCACCGCCGUCUUCCUGGAUGAGUACCGAGACCGCCUCUUCCUGGGAGGGAAAGAUGUCCUGUACUCUCUCCUGCUGGGGCCUGCCAGCAGCGAGUCCAAAGAGAUUUACUGGCCCCCGUUACCUGGCAACAGAGAGGACUGCAUUGAAACAGGGAAGGAACCGCAGACCGAGUGUGCCAACUUCGUCCGCCUCCUGCAGCCCUACAACCGCACCCACCUCCUGGCCUGUGGCACCGGUGCCUUCCAGCCCAUGUGUGCCUUCAUCAACGUGGGCCACAGAGGAGAGCAUGUGUUCUCGAUGGACCCUACGAAUGUGGAGAAUGGACGAGGGAAGGUUCCACAUGACCCCAGCCUCCCCUUCGCUAGCACCUUCAGUGGUGGGGAGCUGUAUACAGGACUGACGGCAGAUUUCCUGGGCAGAGACUCUGUGAUCUUCAGAAGUAUGGGAGGUCGCUCCACCAUGAGGACAGAGACUGACCAGAAACUUCUCCACGACCCGAAGUUCAUCGCCGCCCAUCUCAUCCCAGACAACGACGACAGAGACAACGAUAAAGUGUACUUCUUUUUCACUGAGAAGGCCACGGACGCAGGGGACAGGGAGGGGGCCAUACACACACGGGUCGGACGAGUGUGUGCGAAUGAUGUUGGAGGCCAGAGAGUGCUGGUGAACAAAUGGAGUACCUUCAUCAAAGCCAGACUGGUCUGCUCUGUACCAGGACCUCAUGGCAUCGACACACACUUCAACCAACUGGAGGAUGUUUUCCUGCUGAGGACCAAGGAUGAAAGGAACCCAGACAUCUAUGCGAUCUUCAGCACCAUCAGUAAUGUGUUCCAGGGCUUUGCUGUGUGUGUUUACCGUAUGGCUGACAUCAGAGAAGCCUUCAACGGGCCCUUUGCUCAUAAAGAGGGUCCCGACUACCAGUGGGGGGCCUAUGAAGGCAGGGUCCCAUAUCCAAGACCAGGCGUGUGCCCGAGUAAAAUCACCAACCAGCCAGGCAGAGAGUUUGGCAGCACAAAGGACUUCCCCGAUUCAGUGCUGCAGUUUGCUCGCAACCACCCGUUGAUGUGGCGACCGGUGUAUCCCGCCCUGCGCCAACCUGUGCUUGUAAAAGCCAACACUCCUUACAGGCUGAGACAAAUUGUAGUGGACCGGGUCGAGGCAGAGGACGGGCAGUAUGAUGUCAUGUUCAUCGGCACAGACGUCGGAACAGUAUUGAAGGUCAUUGCUUUGCACAGUGGAAACAGCCUGGAGACAGAGGAGGUCACACUGGAGGAGCUGCAAGUCUUUAAAGUGCCAACUCCAAUUACAUCAAUGGACAUAUCCGUGAAAAGGCAAGCCCUGUAUGUGGGCUCUCCAGCAGGUGUGGCCCAGGUGAAGCUGCAUCGCUGUGAGACUUAUGGGAAAGCCUGCGCUGAGUGCUGCCUGGCCAGAGACCCUUACUGCGCCUGGGAUGGAUCGCUGUGCGCACGAUAUGUGCCCAACAGCAAACGCCGCUACCGCAGGCAGGACAUCAGGCAUGGAAACCCCGUGCUGCAGUGUAUGGAUCAGAAUUUGAGCGAAGAGCUCGAUGUGACUGAUGACAGGGUGGUGUAUGCGACAGAGAACAACAGCACCUUCCUGGAGUGCGUCCCUCGCUCCCCGCAAGCUUCUGUCACCUGGCUUGUCCAGCGUGACGAUCGCAAGGAAGAGGUAAAACUGGACGAUCGCGUGAUGUCCACAGAGCAGGGCCUCCUCUUUCGUCGUCUCUUCCGCCAGGACGAAGGCGUGUACAUCUGCCGCUCCCGAGAGCACGGAUUCACACAGACCCUGGCCCGCCUCACCCUUGAAGUCCUCCAGGGGGAGACUGUGGACGAGCUCAUGGCACGUGACCACGUCGGCCUCUCCGAUUCGUUCAAAGACCGGUCCACAGGAGGCUACAGGGCCUGGAUGCCUUGUAGCACAUACAGCAGGGCGGGCUCGUCCAGCCAAAUCAGCCAAUCACGCGCGUGGUUCAAGGAUAUCAUGCAGCUGAUUGGGCCGUCAAACCUGCCGCACGUGGAGGAGUACUGCGAGAGGAUGUGGUGCAACGACAAGCUGAGGAGGAAGCACAAGAGCAUGCUGGAGAAAUACCGCCAGGCGCAGGACAGCGCCAGGAAGGCUCGCAGCAAGAGCUCCGGCGAGCGUAACCGGACGCCAAGGGAUCUCAGCGCGUGGGAGGAGUAAGGGAGCGAAGGCGAGCGGGGGGACAAAAGAAGGAGAAAACGAACGAGGACAAAGGGACAAAGAUUGCAGUGCAGGACAAGAUGAAUCGGGCAGCAACCAGCAUCAACUCCUAGCAACUGAACUUGUAAGGAUGAGCUAGAUCAGAGCUAAAGCUUACAGAAUGGACUUUAUGAAAUCAGUGUGUGUGUAGGUCAGGUGCUAGGAGCUGGUUCUGGAUAAUAGCCCAAAAAAAGACAGAAGUGUUUGGUUGUCUGGAAGGACAGUGCAAAAACAGACUGCUACUAAACUGAACAGAAAGAUGUUGCUAACGAGGAGAGACGAUCUUUCAAACACACUCUGAGGACGCUCACCAAGGACUGCUCCCCCUCUCACACGCUUGUCCUUGUGUACUUUUACUGUUAUUGAAAUGACAGACACUGCUCCACCUUCACAAACCUCAGACUUAUAAACGCAUGCAUGCUUGUGGACUGACUUUACCGACUGCCUCACGGACUCUUUGAUGAACAGUGCGUGUUGGCUCUCGGCAAACUGAGACAUCAAAAGAAAAGAACGUCACAUUAACAUGCUGUGCAUCUGUGGACUGCAAAAGUUUGCCAGCUGCAACACAUUGAGGACACACGCUUAUUUUCCAUUUGUCUUUUUCACUACCAAAUUAGACACAGUCACAUUUCACACAAUGCAACCACUGGACUCAUCACUUGGCAUUUUAGGGUGCAUGUUUCUUGCCUUGCUCUGCAUCAGUUUUUAUUUUUUAUUUAGGAAAUAUUCAUGUGUGACUUCAAGACAAAACUGACUUUGCAGUAUAUUUAUAAGACGCAUAGCAGCGACUGCACACAGGCUCAGACACUUACUGUAUCUAAUCUCGCCAGUGUGCGUGGACACACACACACACACACGCACACACACUUUCAUAAACUGAAUUCCCAGUCACCCGUCACACUGAACGCAUAAGCUCAACGAGCUCCAACUGGAGGCUACCGUGAGACGACUGUUGAUGGUUCAACAGAUUAAAGGGCGCAUUGCUUUGUUUUUACUGCUGUGGGUUGAAUGUUCCAUUAAACAGCAGCUACAGAUCAAAAUUCCCCCCUCACCGACCCUUAAAGGGACAUUUCACAGAGGCUUAUUUUCAUGCUUUUGGGUGCAUACCAUAACACCCCAGGGAACGUACCUAAUGGCCAUAACCGAGCUCUGAUAUUUGCUUCCUUGAGGAUCCUUAUGCACAUCAACUCAAUGAAAACCAGAAGUCUGUGACAUUAACGCCAGUCCAGCAAGGAGGCAAAUAAUUUCAUUCACUUUUAUUACUAGAGUAACAGUUUAGUCCAAAACAGUGACAUAUCAUAAUUUACCAUGGCCCAAGGUGACUUCAGAAACCAGCCAUUAAAGGAGAAAUUACAUAACCCGACCACACUGCGUUAACCUCACCACACACUUCAUCCACUAUACUCAUUUUCCCACAGUUGCCCUGUGUGCUGUGGCUCUCCAGCGACAAUAGAGGGAACAAUAGAAGGGGUCAGCUGUGAUGGCCGAGCCCUCUUGUGCUUUCUGCUUUGGAAACACAGGUUUUAAGACGGUUCAUGGUUUGAACACAUGAUAAUCCACAUCGCUGUUGUCUUCAGUUCUGUUUUUAAAAUAGAACUUUUUACGGUUAAUCAAACCAAAAAGGUUUUCCUUCCAAAGGGUAACAGGUGGGGCAGGGGACCGAGGCGCGAGUUACUUCAGGAGGUAGAACAGAUCAGAUGGAGUGGAGUCAGGAGAGGCUGAAGGCAGGCGAGGAUGCCGACCCUCAUGUUAAAUGUAAUCAGAAACUGAAGAAGGCAGAUAAUGUGAAUACAAUUGUGUAAACAGAUUUUUGUUUUUGAAAUGAAUUUAAGAGUUGCUUUCCACUGUAUCACGUAGGUAUGUAACUAUUAGAGUACAUUAAUGGAGUUGGAUCACUAGUCUAGUUAACCUUUUCUGGCCUCAUGAGGGAGGUAAUGUGGAGAUCUUUGCAAAUGAUGGCUACAUGUACGUAGUCCACCUUAUAAACAAUGGAAAAGAUGUGCUGAUAAUGUGUCUCUAGUUCAAUUUUACCAGAUUAAAUAUUUGCUAUUUAUUUAGUCUUGCAUCUUUAAUCUUUGUCCCUGUACAAGUCUCCGUGUGUAAGAACUCCAAGCUGACAUUAUCUCCAUUCUUCAAUGUUUAUGGGAUUCGUUUGGAGACGGCAAACACAAGCAGCUGUCGUUGCCAAAGAACUAAACACCUCCAGUAUGGCCGUCAGAGGGGUUAAGGGUCAAGGCUCUGUAACGUGUGUACAUAUGGAUGACGGUAUAUCUAAAAUUAGCCAGGAAGCAGCACUAAUAGCAGCGAACGCGGCGACCUCUCUGUAACCUUCAUGGCUUCUCAGAGGAUGAAUGAAAAAAGAGAAGAGAAGGGAGAAGAAAGGGGAGAGAGAUGAUAAAAUAAGGUACUAUGAGCAUCUUGUGCAGGUUGUAUUUGCAAUUUCUAAAAAUCCCUAUUAAAACCCAUUUUCCUAUAAAUCAUCUGUAUGAACUGAGUAUUUCAAAAGGUGACACAGUUUGUACAGCACACUUAAGCACAUGUUUUAAUCUAGUUAAUCUAAAUUUUAUUUUCUUAGUUUGGGGACUGUGAGGCUGGCUGCUAGAUUCCAGGAUGGCAGCAUGAAACAGAGAGAUAGACAGCUGGUUGGUUUAUCUUGAAAAUAACCCUCCUCAAAAGUUCCUUUUCUCUGUAACAACUUAAAUUAUAAUCUUAUCAUAUUUUUGUGGAAACAGUUACACAAGUGCUUGGUCUGGUCUGCUUUGGUCUGUGAUGAUGAUGAUGAUAAAAAAAAGUGAAUUACUCAGAAAAUAAAAAACUGUGUUAAAGGUUAAAGCUUUUGUGAUCGAUUGUAAACUUGCAGUGUGUAAAAGUUUCCAUUUUAUAGCAACUUUCAUGGGACAGAACCACCAAAAUAAAUGCUGACCGUUUUGUGUGUUUUUGCUUUGAGAUUUGAAAUGACACAAACGUCCUUCUUCAGGAUGAUAUUAGUAAUUUUGUGCAUUUUUACAAAUAUGCUGACACGAUGUGUAUCACUGAUUAAAUGCUAGAUAUUGGUGCAUGUUCAAAACAGACAUUGUAAAGCCUUCAAAUGCAUUUCAGUUGUUGUAGUUGUAAGUGUGUUGUGGUGUUGCAUCUUACAUUUAUUUUUUUUUAACACUCUCUAUAGUUAGUUUAGUGCAGUUUGUCAGUACUUUUUAACUUUUAUCUAAAACACAUGUUGAAUUUACAGCACUCAUCCUGCCUUAAUGUUCAAGUGUAGUAUUUUGUGGUAUUUAUGUAAGAACAAAGAGAUUCAUCAGUGU
Messenger RNA from Chelmon rostratus (copperband butterflyfish), 5979 nucleotides. RefSeq names its product sema domain, immunoglobulin domain (Ig), short basic domain, secreted, (semaphorin) 3bl (gene sema3g). The record is from RefSeq and is a predicted model, not a curated record. NCBI's taxonomy places the organism in Eukaryota, Metazoa, Chordata, Actinopteri, Chaetodontiformes, Chaetodontidae. The transcript has 16 exons. Gene Ontology annotation, molecular function: semaphorin receptor binding; chemorepellent activity. Gene Ontology annotation, biological process: axon guidance; neural crest cell migration; negative regulation of axon extension involved in axon guidance. The coding region runs from base 272 to 2638 and encodes 788 amino acids.